Molecule: messenger RNA, 1570 nt
Organism: Danaus plexippus (monarch butterfly)
Lineage: Eukaryota; Metazoa; Arthropoda; Insecta; Lepidoptera; Nymphalidae
Gene: Atg10
Product: ubiquitin-like-conjugating enzyme ATG10
Exons: 2
Coding region: 287-793 (168 amino acids)
Biological process (GO): protein modification by small protein conjugation; protein lipidation; macroautophagy
Cellular component (GO): intracellular anatomical structure
Molecular function (GO): Atg12 transferase activity
Source: RefSeq, a predicted model, not a curated record
UUAGAUAUUCAGGUUUGGACUUUUAAAAUUAUUGCAUUGUUUGUCUCGAAAUAGAUUGCAGCAACUCACUAAUAUACACACAAUUUUCGAUUAUAUUUAAUUUAAUAAGGACAUUAUACUUUUGUUUUAGAUUGCAACUCAAUUUAUGAACGAUGUUAGGCUAUUGAUCCAUUCCAUCAGACAAGUUACCUGGGAUAAGUUUUUAGAGUAUUGAUCGUUUCAGCUUUUCAGUUUCAGCUCGCGGAUGGGUUUAGGUCAUCUAUAAUUUGAGUAUUUAUGAUUAAUUAUGAGUUCUUUUGGCAUUUCGCCUGAAGAGUUUGUGUACGCAGCUAGAGACUUCGUAGAUCUAUCAGAUAAGUACCGGGAUAGCUGGACUCUCCAUCAGAACGACAAUGAGAUCUUGCAAACUUACAUCCGUAAAGAAGAGUUCAUUAGUCACCGAGACGAGAACGACAAAGUAUUUCUUUAUAGGGCGGAAUACGUAAUCUUUUUUAAUCUUAGCUACGGCGUACCAUCGUUUAGCUUCAACGUCUGGGAUUGCUCUGGGAAAUUGCUUACUCUGGAAGAAGUCCGUCAGAUUUCACUAAUAAAAACUACAAAAGAAAACUUCUAUUCGGUGGUAUCCCAGCAAGAACACCCGGUGCUCUACAAGCCAUACUUCAUCGUCCAUCCAUGCAGAACGGCCGUCAUCCUCCAAGAGUUCAAGAGCAAAUCUAGGAACAUCAUUCUCACAUUCCUUGGCCUUAUUAUCCCUCUGGUGCAGUUGAACUUGCCGCUCGAGUUUGGUUUAUGACGAAGGGCUUAAAUGUCUCACCAGUCUACAACAAAUGCAAAAUCUUGAACAUUCCAAACAAUAUUUAUCCAUCAAAGUUUUGAAUACAACUUACAUACAAAUAUUAAAAAUUCAUAUUUGGAAUUGGAAAUUUUGCAUAAAUUGUAGCGAGAUAUUGAAGUGAGACAAUCCAUUUAAAACUUUUUAUGUCCUCUGUUAAUUUUUACGUAACACUCAUAUAAUUUUUGACAUAUUUUUCGUAAAUAUAUUUACUUAAACUCAUUUCGUUUUUGUUCAUAUGCAUUUAAUUAAAAAUUAAUACCUGUAUAUUGUGAACUUUGGUUUUAAUUAGUUUUUUCAUAGUUUGUAAGCGGCCAACAUAUAUAUGUCUUUUUUUACUAUGUACUGGCCAUUACCAGAUAAGAAUGUGUAAUCUUCAUUUUAAAUAUAAAAAAAUAAGUGUUUUAAUUAUUAAACUUACAUGUAGUAUGUGUUAUGUGGUAGAUUUGACAUAGUUUAAGAGUUUUAUUCCCAAAAAAAAAAAAAAAGAUUAAGAGAUUUUAAAUCUGUCAGCUCUUUUUAAAAUUAGCUUUAGGAUAAGUGAAUAUUAAAAUUUUAUCUUUACCUUUUAACUGAAUGUGUUUUAGGUACAUGUGUAUCCUGAUUUUUAAUACUCCUAUGUAUGUUUAGAAUCAAUUUAAUCAAAUUAAAUAAUUUAACAAAGUAAUGAAGAGCCUACAACUGUAGCUAUAUAAUCUCUAGUCAUUAAUGUCACAAAAUAUAAAAAAUAAAAGGAAA